GAUGGCGGAGCGCGGCCAUGGCGCUGGCGCUGGCGCUGCUGUGGCAGGCGCUGGGCCGGGUGUGGCGGAGCCCCGCCAGUAGCGCCCGCCAUGCGCCCCCGAGCCGCGCCAUGGAGCACGACAGGGCCAUCGAGGUCUACGAUAUAAUCCGGACUAUCCGGGACCCGGAGAAGCCAAACACUUUGGAAGAACUGGAAGUGGUGACGGAAAACUGCGUGGAAGUGCAGGAGAUAGGGGAGGAUGAAUAUCUGGUCACCAUCAGGUUUACGCCAACAGUACCUCAUUGCUCCUUGGCCACUCUCAUCGGCCUUUGUUUAAGAAUAAAACUUCAGAGAUGUUUGCCUUUUAGACACAAGCUGGAAAUCUACAUUUCUGAGGGCACACAUUCCACGGAGGAGGACAUCAACAAGCAGAUCAAUGACAAGGAGAGGGUGGCAGCAGCCAUGGAGAACCCGAACCUGCGCGAGAUCGUGGAGCAGUGCGUCACCGAGCCCGACUAGGGACACAGCCCUGCUGCAGCCCAGCUGAUCAAAGCAGCAACG
Molecule: messenger RNA, 542 nt
Organism: Melozone crissalis (California towhee)
Lineage: Eukaryota; Metazoa; Chordata; Aves; Passeriformes; Passerellidae
Gene: CIAO2A
Product: cytosolic iron-sulfur assembly component 2A
Exons: 5
Coding region: 18-500 (160 amino acids)
Source: RefSeq, a predicted model, not a curated record